Messenger RNA from Pollicipes pollicipes, 849 nucleotides. Its product is annotated as cell death specification protein 2. Gene Ontology annotation, biological process: regulation of transcription by RNA polymerase II. Lineage: Eukaryota; Metazoa; Arthropoda; Thecostraca; Pollicipedomorpha; Pollicipedidae. The annotation marks the transcript as partial. The transcript has a single exon. Gene Ontology annotation, cellular component: nucleus. Gene Ontology annotation, molecular function: RNA polymerase II cis-regulatory region sequence-specific DNA binding; DNA-binding transcription factor activity, RNA polymerase II-specific. The record is from RefSeq and is a predicted model, not a curated record.
UCAGACUCGCGUGGCAAGUCUGAAGCGGCUGUUGAUAACGAGAAGCCGAAGACGACCGCGUCAACACAGGCGGCCGCCGCGAGCGGGCACCAGGGGCUCAACAGUCACGGAACUGAUGGUGAGAAGGCGCCUCUGAGCGAGAACCGCCGCCAGAAGAACAACGAGGCGGCCAAGAAGUCACGCGACGCGCGACGCGCCAAGGAAGACAGCGUGGCCGUCAAGUGCGCCCUGCUCGAGGCGGAACACGUCCAGCUGCGCCUCGAAAUGGCCUGGCUCAAGAACGAGACGGCCCGGCUCAGGUACCUGCUGUACAGCAGCUAGCCGGCCAGGCCGGUCAGGUACCUGCUGUAUAGCAGCUAGCCGGUGAGGCGGGCCAGGAACCUGCUGUACAGCAGCUAGCCCGCCAGGCGGGUCAGGUACCUGUUGUACAGCAGCUAGCCGGCUAGGCGUGUCAGGUACCUGCUGUACAGCAGCUAGCCGGCCAGGCGGGUCAGGAACCUGCUGUGCAGUAGCUUGUGGGCCUGGCGGCUGGUAAGCUAUGCUGGAUCGCCGCCAGACUCGGAUGCAGCGAAGAGCUGAGAGGAAGAUCUAGUCACUUCAGAUUAUUAUUAUUAUCGUCAUGAAAUGACAAAGGAAACGGCGUUUUCGUCUCGGUUGUUGUUUGUGCUGCACUCACAUUGUGCUCCGUAUGCGGUGAUGUCCGUGUGUUGUUUUAGCAUGGGGCAUUUUGUUUAAAGUAAUGUUGAGUUGCUAGUCGAGCUCGUAUGACAGCGGCCUGAUGAGUGAUAGCAUAUACAUGACAACGUUAGGCACGUGACGAACCAGGAUGACAUCCAAUAAAUCAGUUGA